UAUCUAGGGUCCUGCGGCGCCGAGGUCAGGAGGAGGGUGUUUGUUGCGGUGUCUCCUCCAUAUCGUCCUACACCGGUACCUGUCGCUUUUCUGCCGCUUUUUCUAGCUAUCUCACAAGUUGACAGCAACAUCUUCGACAACAGUAAUACUCGGCAAAAUGGCAGUUCCUCCAACAUAUGCAGACCUUGGAAAAUCAGCAAAGGACAUCUUCAAUAAGGGAUAUGGUAACUGGAAGCAAGAUAAAAGGCAGUUUUAUAAGUUUUGGACUGGUUAAGCUUGAUGUGAAGACAAAGUCUUCAAGUGGAGUGGAGUUUAAAACGUCCGGCUCAUCCAACGUAGACACCAGCAAGGUCACCGGAACCCUGGAAACCAAGUACAAGUGGGCUGAGUAUGGGCUGACCUUCUCAGAGAAGUGGACCACGGAAAACACACUUGGAACUGAAAUUUGUGUUGAGGAUCAGAUCACCAAAGGGCUGAAACUUACUUUUGACACUACAUUUUCACCAAAUACUGGCAAGAAGAGCGGCAAGGUCAAGACUGCUUACAAAAGGGAAUACCUUAAUGUUGGUGCUGAUGUAGAUUUAGAUUUUGCUGGUCCUACGAUCCAUGGAGCAGCAGUGGCCGGCUACGAUGGCUGGCUGGCUGGCUACCAGAUGACUUUUGACUCAGCCAAAUCAAAGAUGACCCAGAGCAACUUUGCAGUUGGUUACAAGACUGGAGACUUCCAGCUCCACACCAAUGUAAAUGAUGGUUCAGAGUUUAGUGGAUCCAUUUACCAGAAGGUAAACGACAAACUAGAGACUGCUGUUAAUCUUGCCUGGACGGCAGGCAGCAACGGCACUCGCUUUGGAAUUGCUGCCAAAUACCAGUUAGACUCCAGUGCCUCCAUAUCAGCUAAGGUGAAUAAUGCCAGCUUGGUAGGAAUUGGAUACACCCAGACUCUCCGGCCUGGUAUGAAACUAGUCCUCUCGGCACUGGUGGAUGGGAAGAGCAUCAAUGCUGGUGGUCACAAACUUGGUCUGGGACUGGAGUUGGAGGCAUAAGGGUCUGCUCUGCCAUUUCAUAAGAAAAAGAGAAAUAUCAGCAGAAUCUGAUCCUGAGCACUCCCAUCUGGACAGCAACCGAUAUUUUAAAGAGAUGAAGCCAAAACAAAAAAAGCAGCCCAGUUCUUGAGCACUGUUUAAAAUGGAAACCUUUCCAUGGGUAUAAUAACUAGUCAUGUUUCAAUCACAUGUAUCUAUCAGUUACUCCUUCUGCCAAGUUUUCCUCAAUAGUGAUCUGGGUGUCCAGGAAUGGUUUCAAAAAAACAAAACCUUGUUAUUUUGCUGAAGUGUGAUAAUGUAGAAUGUAAACAUGAGCUGUUAAUUUGCACAGUAGAAUUUAUCUUUAUUUAAGCUCUUUGUCCUUUGUUGUAUUUGCACAUUUUAUUUGUAUUUUAGUAGCGAUGUUUUACCUAUUAGGUUUACUCCAACAAAAUAUGCUUAUCAAGAUCAAAGCCAAUUUAGUGUGUUCACUUAUCUUUCUAGAGGCUUAAUUGUGCUGUGUGCUGAGUUUGAGAACUCCGUUACCUGAAAUACCUGCUUCUAAGUUGCAAGACAAUGCUAAAUGGAUUCUCCUUUCCCGCAGUGUAACUUGAGUGAAUGAGUGAAUCAUCCACUUUUCUUCCCUUUUCUGAGGACUGUGACACUAAUCAGGAAACCAUUUGUGUGUUGGUGUGCAUCUAACCUUUGCAAUAAAGUCCUGAAAUCAA
Molecule: messenger RNA, 1750 nt
Organism: Perca fluviatilis (European perch)
Lineage: Eukaryota; Metazoa; Chordata; Actinopteri; Perciformes; Percidae
Product: voltage-dependent anion-selective channel protein 2-like
Exons: 9
Coding region: 177-1043 (288 amino acids)
Biological process (GO): monoatomic anion transmembrane transport
Cellular component (GO): mitochondrial outer membrane
Molecular function (GO): voltage-gated monoatomic anion channel activity
Source: RefSeq, a predicted model, not a curated record